This is a messenger RNA of Umbelopsis ramanniana AG, 443 nucleotides long. RefSeq lists its product as uncharacterized. The record is from RefSeq and is a predicted model, not a curated record. The transcript has a single exon. Gene Ontology annotation, cellular component: cytoplasm; mitochondrion. Lineage: Eukaryota; Fungi; Mucoromycota; Umbelopsidomycetes; Umbelopsidales; Umbelopsidaceae. The coding region runs from base 6 to 374 and encodes 122 amino acids. Gene Ontology annotation, biological process: nucleobase-containing compound metabolic process. Gene Ontology annotation, molecular function: ATP binding; AMP kinase activity.
CAACCAUGUCUGACAAACAUUCCGCUGUUCUUGAGGAAAUCAAGAAGAACAUUCAAUCUCUGCACGACAAGUUCGAAGCUCUCGAGCAUAAGAUUGCUAAUGGCCCCAACAAGCACGCUGACAAGUCUCUGCGUAUGAUUCUCAUGGGACCUCCUGGUGCUGGAAAGGGUACCCAGGCUCCUGCCAUUAAGGAAAAGUUCUGUGUCUGUCACUUGGCCACUGGCGAUAUGCUUAGAGCUGCCGUUUCUGCCAAAACUCCUUUGGGUUUGGAGGCAAAGAAGGUCAUGGAUGCUGGUGGUCUUGUUUCUGACGAGAUUGUUGUUGGUAUGAUCAAGGAGAACUUGGACAACAACCAGGAGUGCAAGAAUGGGUAAGUAGAAUGACACGCGACAAUGAGAGAGACGUAUGAAGGGAGGCAGGCGGGUUGGAGCUAUUGUUGGUGU